UCAGUGCUGAUGUGUCCGUGAGUCUGACGCGUGAUGUGAGUCUGUCCCGUCUUGAACGCACCGGUGCCGGCUGCAGGCAUGAGAGACGCUUCCUCCGGUUUUUGAAGUCGUUUUUUGGUCGAGUUUAAAGAUGCAAAGGAGCCUGGAAGAGUUUGAGUGAUUUUAUUCCAGUGGAGAAGAUGCUGACAGACAUGAUCGUGGAGGAGGAAUUUGAGUUGAAGGAGGAGGAACCGUGGUACGACAAGCAAGACCUUGAACAUGACCUGCAGCUGGCGGCCGAGCUCGGGAAGACUCUGCUGGAGAGGAACAGGGAGCUGGAGCAGGGACUGCAGCAGAUGUACUCCACCAACCAGGAGCAGCUGCAGGAGAUCGAGUACCUGACGAAGCAGGUGGACCUCCUGCGGCAGGUCAACGACCAACAUGCUAAAGUCUACGAACAGCUUGACGUGUCGGCCCGAGAGCUGGAGCAGAGCAACCACAAGCUGGUUCUGGACAACCGGACCGCCCAGCAGAAGAUCCAGGGGCUGACUGAAACGGUGGAGCUGCUGCAGACUCAGGUGGAGGAGCUGCAGCAGCAGGUGGAGGAGAUGAAGCUGAGUCCUUGUCCGCCUCGAAUGCCUCCACACGGAGAGAGGUGGCCUCCACGCAGCACUCAGAGCGUGUCCUGUCUGCAGGAGCUGCAAAACAGGCACGAUGAUCCCGACAAACACUCGGACGACUCCGUCGCCGUGUCGUGGCACGAGGAGGAGCAGGCGUCGCUGCGUCACUCCCUCCGCGCCCUCCAGACUCAGUUCGCCACUGAGCGCGCUCGUAGGGAGGCGGCGGAACGAGAGGCCGAGAUCCUCGCCGGGGAAAAUGCGGCGCUGGAGCAGCAGCUGUCACAGAUGGAUGGAUAUCAGGCCAGAGUGUCUGAGCUGGAGCGUGAGGCUGAGGAGCUCCGUCAGCUCUGGAAACUGGAGUCGUCGAGCAGAUCCACGGGGCCCGACGUCCUCCACGGCCUCCUGCCCGACUCCAUGUUCCUCCACCCGGAGGAGGAGGCCGACGGAGAGGCCGCCGCGGCCAAAACCCCCGCGGUCCUGAAGCGCUGGGGCAGCGAGCGGCUCAUGAAGGUGACGCAGGCGCCCGGCUCUCCCAACAGGAUCUACGACCACGAGUGCUCGUGCGUGCGCCGGGCCGAGGUGGUGAAGUACCGCGGGAUCUCGCUGCUCAACGAGGUCGACGCCCAGUACAGUGCCUUGCAAGUGAAGUACGACGAGCUGCUGCGCCGCUGCCACCUGGGCCCCCAGGAGGACGAGCAGAGCCACAAGUCCGUCCAAACUGCAUCCGUCGUCGCCUCCGGUCCUGCUCCGACGGACGGGGAGGACUUUGAGGACGACGUCCAGCAGCCAGAGUACAAGGAACUUUUUAGGGAGAUUUUCUCCCGCAUUCAGAAAACCAAAGAGGACCUGAUUGAGAACAGGGGGAGAGUCUCAGGUGGUGAAGAGCUACCUAAAUUGAAUUAGAUAAUCUAAAUUAUAUAUAUAAAAAAAAUAAAUAAAUUAAAGACCAGCUGAAAUAUUAAUUAUUGUCUUCCAGUUACAGAGCAACUCUCUGGAGAGACUUAUUGUUUUGCCCAGAAAUGCUGAAUGGGGUUAAGAGAUGAGAGUGAUGCAGGAACAAGGAGGCUGAAACACCAUUGGCUCGUUUUUGCACAGAAACAGCAGUGCCUGACGCCGUCGUCUCGGCUGCACCGUCACUCUACCUCACUUUGUACGACCCACUUCACAAAUCAACCAUCUGCUCAAACAUUUCUGGGAAAUAAUCUGUUCUUUUCCGAAAGCUGGAGACACUUUAUUUUAUGGGUCCCGCAGUUUCCUGGAAGAAAAUUGUAAAGUUGUAAAUGUGAACCCACUGAAAAUAUCCUGGUAAAUAUUGAUUUGGAUCAAUUAUAGAAAAAUGGAGACGUUAUGCUGUUAAAUUUAAAUCAUACGUUUCGCCAUGAACGGUAAAUAACAUUUCCAAGUCUUGCUUUUGUGCAAAGCUUCAGAGCCACAGUUAUUGAAUUUUCACUCGUAUUUAUUCAUUAAUUAACUCUGUGGUCAAUUUAACGUAAAGCAUCAUUCAAAUUUAUGCAACAAAAUGGUUCUUAAAUCCAUAACUUACAGAGAAAUACAAGCAUCAAUUUAGACUCAAGUGUGAAGCCUGAUAAUUUCUUCACCAGCCGCUCAUUAACAACAUUUACGGAUCAAUAUAUCAUUGGAGUUGUUUAUGAACCCUCCUGGUGAAUACGGGGCCAAUAUUAACUCUGGGUUUUUGCUCCAGUUUUGGUCUCCUCCACCUGCUUUAGGUGCGAAACGCCUGAUCAGUUGCUCGGUAUUUGUUUCCGUCUGCUGUUUGAGGCUGAACAAGUGGAUGAACAGGCUGAAAACAAUCCUGUAAUGGCAAUCAAAGCAAUAAAGUUACCGGUUAGGCAGCUAAACAAUAAACCAAGUGCCGUAAAGGUGAAGAGGUUAAUUGUUUUAUAAAUUAAACUGCUCAAAGAAACUCAUUUCAAAUUCUCUAUUUUCCUGUAAUUAUACCAAAAUUAUAUUUUUCUCUUUUUUUUCCAGGAAACUUAAAAAUAAAAAUAAAAAUAAAUAAAAAAUCAGGGAAUCAGACCCAUAAAAUAGGAUUUAUUCACUGUAGCUGCUGUUUGCUUUUUGUUUUGUUUACUCCGCUGUUAUGAGCUCAUGUAAAUACUUUAUAAUUUAUUUUUUUGCAACUAUAUAUGCAUAUUUAAAAAAAAAACAAAAAAAUAAAUAAAUAAACGAACUCUUGGCGAUAGUUUUGCCUGCAAUGAAUGCAACUUUAUUUUGCUAAGGAGUUUGUUAUCAGAAGUAAAAGCUGGCGAUUCAAGGUGCUCAAAUAUUUGUAACAUAUCUGAAAUUAUACUUGAUUGUAGCGCGGUAGGCUGUGAGUGAAUGUUGUAGUAAAGGGAAGUUUAGCCAACAAAACUAAUAAUAAUAAUAAUCGGUAAUGUAACGUCUUCCCGAAGGUGGUGAUGAUUAGAAGCUUUUCCUCGCAGCACAUCUGUUGCUUUCGCUGCCUGAUGUUUGUGUCCUUGUUAAAGCUUAAACAAACGUAUUUGUUUGUAAAAUCACAUCGAGAUGCACUUUAGACUUGCAGGGGCAUUAUUUAUCAAUGCUCCUCUGACACUUUAUGUUUUCUGCUGUAUGUAGUUAAAGUGUGAUGUUACUCCUGCUCCUUAAAUCGUAAUGUAGACCUGAAUAAUCGGCAGUAUGUAUGUAUGUACGAUGUGUUUUUACCUGUUUCAUGAGUGGACCUCACGGUUGAUGUUACUGCUCUGAGACAUAAAACAUGAAGCAAGCCAA
Messenger RNA from Mugil cephalus (flathead mullet), 3350 nucleotides. Its product is annotated as cerebellar degeneration-related protein 2-like. The record is from RefSeq and is a predicted model, not a curated record. The transcript has 6 exons. Bases 180 to 1502 code for a protein of 440 amino acids. NCBI's taxonomy places the organism in Eukaryota, Metazoa, Chordata, Actinopteri, Mugiliformes, Mugilidae.